AGACGCAUGUAAAGUAGCGGUACAAGUUUGGAAAUCGCCCUCACGUUGACUCUUCAUUGCACUGAAGAACAAGCAAACAUGUCAUUUCUCAGAAGCCUGACUGCAACUCGCGCGGUCGCUUCGCGUGGAGCUCCGUCGCACCUCCUCCCGCUGGAGCCGCGGCAGACUCCGGCUCCGUGUCCGCGCGGGAUCCCCAGCAGAAGGUGCUCGGGGACGCGCUACAACGUUCCGCCCAGCGCCGAGUUCGUGGCGCGCGUGUCGGGGAUCCCCACCAUGGCCAAGUUACCGUACCGGGACGCCGCGGACGGGCUGGACGCCGCGUUCGUCGGCGUCCCCAUUGACACCGGGACCUCGAACCGACCCGGAGCCAGGUUUGGUCCCCGUCAGAUCAGGGUGGAGUCUGCCAUGCUGAGGGCCUACAACAGCGGCACCAGGGCGGCGCCUUAUGAGUCUCUCAUGGUGGCCGAUAUCGGGGACGUCAACGUGAACGUUUACGACCUGAAAGACACCUGCAAACGCAUCAGAGAGGCCUACAGGAAGAUCCUGGCAACCGGCUGCAUCCCUCUGACAAUGGGUGGUGAUCACACAAUUGCAUAUCCAAUCCUUCAAGCUGUUGCUGAGAGGCACGGCCCAGUGGGUUUGGUCCACGUUGACGCUCAUGCUGAUACCAGUGAUGUGGUCUUGGGGGAGAAGAUUGGACAUGGGACGCCGUUCAGACGAUGUGUGGAGGAAGGACUGUUGGACUGUAAGAGAGUGGUCCAGAUUGGCCUGCGUGGUUCAGGUUACUCUGCAGAUUCAUAUGAAUGGAGCCGGGCCCAGGGUUUUCGUGUGGUCCAGGUGGAAGAGUGCUGGUUCAAAUCCCUUGCACCUUUGAUGUCUGAGGUCAGGGCUCAGAUGGGACCUGGGCCAGUUUACCUCAGUUUUGACAUUGACGCCCUUGAUCCGGGCUUCGCUCCUGGAACAGGCACACCAGAGAUAGCGGGGUUGACUCCUAUACAGGGAGUUGAGAUCAUCCGUGGCUGUCGUGGUCUGAAUUUGGUUGGAUGUGAUUUGGUGGAGGUGUCUCCACCUUACGACACUACAGGGAACACGGCACUGACCGGUGCAAACCUCCUUUUUGAAAUGCUCUGCGUCCUCCCAAAAAUGAAAUAUUACUGAAUGGUCAACAAAACAAUAAAAACUUUCAAUUCUAA
Molecule: messenger RNA, 1193 nt
Organism: Betta splendens (Siamese fighting fish)
Lineage: Eukaryota; Metazoa; Chordata; Actinopteri; Anabantiformes; Osphronemidae
Gene: agmat
Product: agmatine ureohydrolase (agmatinase)
Exons: 7
Coding region: 79-1158 (359 amino acids)
Molecular function (GO): metal ion binding; agmatinase activity
Source: RefSeq, a predicted model, not a curated record